AUGCCGAAUAAUGAGACCGAGAAAUUGGUCCGGGGCAAUGCAGCCAUGCUGGACGUCCAAGUAUCCCCCACGAGCCGGCACGGUACUGCUCCAGGUGGAGAUCAACAUGUGGAUCUGCCAUACCUGGGGUCAUCCCAGGAGCUGAGGAGCUGGUUUUCAACUGUCUCCUAUUUGGACCAGACUCUCAAACGUGUUGCAACCAUCUUCGAGACUUCACGCCUGUUAUUUUCCGCUCUUCGAACUGCCCUCAGAGCAGGACUGCGAGACCUCCCAGGCCCGUUUUUGGCUCGAUUCUCAGCACUGUACCGUUUGUCUUUGGUAUACCGUGGCAAGGCACCCUUCGAAUAUCGGAAAUUACACAACAAAUAUGGCCCGGUGGUCAGGACAGAAUUCUACGUAGUCUUUACCCCUUAUUACAAGGACAAGCCUAUGGAUAGUCUGUUUACGACCCGAGAUCCCACCUAUCACAAAAACCUCAAGAGACCGGUAGCACAGCUUUUCUCUAUGACCAACAUGAAGAACUACGAGAUAUACACCGACGAAUGCACUAGGAUUUUCAUCGACACGAUGCACGAACUGCAAGGCCAGCCCGUGGAUUUGGGGGCAUGGAUCCAGUGGUACGCAUUCGAUGUGAUCGCUUCUAUUACAUUUCAACGGCGCUUCGGGUUUUUAGAGAACCGUUACGACGUCGACCACAUGAUAGCAGACCUCGAUUUUGCCUUCUUGUAUGCGAAGAUUAUAGGCCAGUUUCCAAACCUCCAUCCUUAUCUUGUUGGUAAUAAGACUCUCCUGAAAACAUUGGAGAGGCUUGGAAUCGAACCGCCUGAUCCGCUGGCUCGAUUUUUAAAUAUAACAGAAGAAGAGAUCAAAAGAUAUGAUGAUCAAAAGAAGGAAAACGGCAGAACCGAUUUCCUGGCGCAACUACGAGCCAAAGAGGCCAAAGACGGUCAGGUCCCACACCGUGAUAUGGUGAAUCACUUAGCAAACAAUAUCCUUGCCGGGUCAGAUACAACUGCAAUUUCACUGAGAGCUGUCUUCUACUACCUCAUGAAAAACCAGUCUACGUACAAGAAACUGGUCGCAGAGAUUGAUGAAGCGGAGAAGAACAACCAGCUAUCUACCUUUGUGACGCAAGCUGUGAUGAAAGAAGCUCUACGGAUUCAUCCUGGGGUGGCGUUUCCUCUAGAGAGGUGCGUGCCUCCAGCAGGGGCCGACCUUGGCGGAUAUAAGCUCCCAGGAGGCACCAAUGUGAGUGCUAAUCCCGCGGUAAUUCAUGUGGACAAGGAUAUCUUUGGCAACGAUGCGAACAGGUUUCGGCCAGAGCGAUGGUUGGAGGCGUCGCCAGAGCAGCUGAAAGCGAUGGAUCGCAGCUUUCUGGCGUUUGGUUACGGUGCCAGAACUUGCAUUGGGAGGAAUAUCUCAAUUCUGGAAAUGGGCAAGUUCAUUCCCCAAGUGUUGAGGCAUCUGGACGUCAAGUGGGCGGCUUCGGAGCCAGAAUGGAAAACAGAUGCGGCUUGGUUUUGGCGACAGACUGGAGUCCACGUCAAGUUUGGUUGGAGGGGGAAAGUGUUGUGA
Molecule: messenger RNA, 1575 nt
Organism: Exophiala xenobiotica
Lineage: Eukaryota; Fungi; Ascomycota; Eurotiomycetes; Chaetothyriales; Herpotrichiellaceae
Exons: 7
Coding region: 1-1575 (524 amino acids)
Molecular function (GO): oxidoreductase activity, acting on paired donors, with incorporation or reduction of molecular oxygen; monooxygenase activity; heme binding
Source: RefSeq, a predicted model, not a curated record